Molecule: messenger RNA, 1935 nt
Organism: Tigriopus californicus
Lineage: Eukaryota; Metazoa; Arthropoda; Copepoda; Harpacticoida; Harpacticidae
Exons: 6
Coding region: 303-1763 (486 amino acids)
Source: RefSeq, a predicted model, not a curated record
AAAUAGAUAAUCAAUCCAUAAUCUUGAACAAAAUAAAAAAUAUAUACAAAUUUGGCAAUCCUAUAUUUGGUUAUGCACAGGGCUUUAGAUAAGCACACUCAAAUGAGAGACAUUCCUUCAGAAGUGGAAUCUAGGUUCUCGCAUACUGGAUGAAGGGACAAAGGAUUGUGUUUGGGAUCAUCUUAUAUUUAACACCAGUUUGUCUGAGGAUAAGGCUUCUCCCCUUUCACGGAAACCCAAGGCGAAUAAACCACACUUGAUGUUAAUUGCGGGUCGUUCAAAAGAAACCUUUCGGCUUCAACAUGUUGCUCUCAUCACUUCCCCUUUGUCCAUUCUCGAGGACAAUGCGUCCUCUUCAAGUCUCUCUCUGGACCUUCACUGUUAUUAUUGCAACAGGACCAUUCAAUGCCAGAGCCGGUCUCUCAGACUUUGGUGGGGAUGUAAGCCAAUAUAUGAAUUUACUGAAGGGAUCCUCGGCCUUCAGCUUCAAACCAGGUGGCGAACCAAUGGAGGGCGACGAUGACAGUGAAAGUGGUGAGGGUGGUGGCAUGAUGGGAAUGGGCCCAGAUAUGUUUGGUGGGAUGGGCGGAGACGACUCUGAGGAUGAACUGAUGGCUGGUGAAGAGAGUAUGGACAGAAUAGCUCGAGCCUUGAUGGAAGCCAGUGAAGGGGCUCCCAAAGGAGAUGGAGCAGCUUCCAUGGGAGGAACCUUUGGAGGGGAAUAUGGAGAUUAUCUGAAGCUGUUGGAAGGUGAUUCAGCUUUGGGAUUCAAUCCCCAAGCGGACCCCAUUGCCGAUAAUCAGGACUUGCAAUCUGAUGUGUUUGGAGGAGGUAUGAGCGGCAAAUUCUGGGGAAGCUACAAAGGUAAAGCGAGUUACGAUAGUUUCGACUCGAGUGAUGAAGACAUCAUUGAAGAAAUGGGGAUCGAAGACGCCCGGCAAACACCAGAAGAGGAUCAACCCGAGGAUCGAUACGACAGAAUGGACGAGAAACAUACAAACGUGACUGUCAUCUACAAGCCGAGCAAAGAGAAGUUGGAGAGCAUUUACCACGAGAUCCAAAAAGCUUUGAUUGAUCGAGAUCGAUCAAAAUUGAAUCAAGUUUUGGAGGCCUUAAGCCCCGAGAACAUUUUGAAAUCAGCGGCUUCAUCAGACGAGGCGUACGCCAUCAAGAAAGACUUGCGAAGCAAUGACAUGUCAGACGAUCCGUACUCGGGAGAAACCGAAAAAGAAGAUCAAAGUCGAACCACCAGCGAUGCUAGAAAAUCCUUGGAAACAUUCCUCAAGCACUUCACAGACAAUGUCCCCGAUCCUAUUGCUACAAGUAAGGGUUUAUCGGCAAGUUACCGCAACCUGACUCUCUAUGGGAUCUCAGAUAUCCGGAUUUGUGGUCCGAUUCACAAGUAUUUUGGGGGAAACAAGUGGAAGGCGACACUAUGUUUACCCCGCAUUUCGACUUCGGUUAAUUGUGUGGCUGGGCCUGGAGUUCCCUUCAAAGGCCGAGUGUCGGCCAUUUUCAAGUUGCCCAAAUUGGAAAUCAUGUUCAAGCAAACCUCUUCGAGCGUUCACGUCAUCAGUCUGAAGUCUAGUGCGUCAAGGUCUAAGUACGUGCCCACCUACGAUUCGAGUAUUCCCUUGAAUCCUUGGAGUAAAGUCAGCAUGAGUGGAUAUAUGGUGGCUGGAGUUAAGAAGGUCUUGCCUAGUCUAGUGGACAGAAUCCUGCUAAAAAUCAUGCACAUUGUUGAACGUCUCGAAUCGGACUAGGCCUCAGUUUGACCAUAGAUCUAGUGAUAGUUGAUUGGCAAUAUGUCUUUGAAUGUGAUAUGCGACUACCAAUGAGGAUUUUGACAAUUUUGAGUUGUUUGUUUGUUUGAUUCCCUUGUGUAUUGACUCUUGUUGUUUUGCCCACAAAUACAGAACAGUUUCCUUGAGAAAA